UUUAUUAUAGUACACGUAAAUUGUAAAUUCCAAUUCAAGUACAUAAACUCAUAUUUUUAAAAUAAUUAAUUAUUUAAUAAUAACAACAAUUCUAUUUACCUAUAAUUCUCAUUUACCUACCCCGUGUAAACUAGCUGAAUAAAAAUGAGAAUUACCAUGGCGAUAACGUUCUUCCAUUAAGUUUUUGAAGAAUUUUACGAUGUCCACUUCAGUGAUCGAUUUUAGCAAGGCCUGGUGGUCCGAAGUAUACAACAGGAUCAUUGGAGCCGCCGUGUUCCUGGACGACGCUAGUGCGGAAUGUCUGCACUGGGAUGGAGGGCUAUUCAAUCUCCUAAUGGGAGGAGCUGUUUCUGUGAAAACUUUGUCGCCUUUUGAGACAUCAAGCAAGGACCACAAGAAAGCAGUCUUCAUAACACAAGCCACAUCCACUCAACUGCAAACAGUGUGCGAGAUCAUCCGUAAUAGUAACUUUACUCACUGCAUCUUAAUAUCAUGUGUUAGUCUGGAUGUGGUUUUUUUGGAGCUGAACGAGGGUAGGGAUGUGAGUGAUGUAGUGUCUGCAGCACGGGCACCGGCUGAAGCUAUAAAGCAGUUGGAAGGGAUGCUGCAGGAUGCUAUGGGGAAAACGCAUUCUAUUAUAGAAGUAGUGCACAUACCAAUAUUCACCAUAUCACCAACUAAUGUGGUAUUCCUGACUCCGCCGUACCACAAGCUGUUUCCGCUUUAUGAUGGCAAGUUGAUUCCCGAUUCAACAUCACUGGAUUUAUACUCUUUAUCAAGCAGUGAGAGGUCUCACGUGAGGAGACUGGCUUCCGGACUAAACAGCAUGUUCGAUUCAAUGAAUUUUAAGGAGGAUAUUUAUUAUAUGGGAGCUUUCAGUUCCUUAGUAGCUGGGGUAUUGGAGAAUUCGCCAGUUUGCUUGGCAAGGAGAAAGAAUUGCUCAAAUCCCACUUCCCUCAUCAUAGUCGACCGCACCCUAGAUCUAUGUGGAGUUACCAGCCAUUCCAUGGACUCCGUACUGGACAAGGUCAUGGCAGUGCUGCCCAGAUUCCCGGGGCAUUCGAAUGACGUCGCUGUUGAUAUGUCGGCUCUGUGCCAGGCGAAUGUCACAAACCCUGCAGAAGACUUGCAGCUAAGCCCCGGAUGUUUAUACCAUGCCAACGAAGAUGGCUGCGUCCAGUCAUUCGAGUACAUGAUUAACAAGUCACAGAAAGAGGUCAUGUUCGAUUUGUACAAUAAACUGUCAAAAAUUGACGUGCAGAAGUCACCCAGUCCAAAGACGCUAAUGAAGGUCACCCCACAAAGUGUGGAGAAGAUAGUGAAUGCUUCAAAAGGCAACUAUGACAUCAUAGGCAAGCACGCAGGCGUUCUCCAGCAAGCGAUGGCUGUAGUACACACCCUGAAGUCGCCGAAGCGAGCUCAGAUCGACUUGCUGAUGAGUUUGGAGAGGCAAGUGCAGCAGAGUCUGGUCGCCAGCAGGGACUCCACUAGUGUGCUGCACCAGGUCAGCCAACUGAUAAAAUCAAGAAAGGAGAGGCAACUACCUCUGGAGAGACUCCUCGCAUUGACAGUACAUGUAUACUCUCUCACAGGGACUGAGGUUGCAUUCUCAAAGCAGCAUGAGGACAGUCUAAGAGAGACGCUCAGUGUUGCUAUAUUCGAGGACCACAAGACUUUGUUCGCUGGCGAGGAAAGCAAGAUGGCAACACCAGAGGAAUGUGACGAGAUCGCCAGAAAGAUCAUGGCAAGGUUGAAAGAUGUCGCGCAGAUGAGGAAGAUUUUGACCAAGUACAAUUCAGUGCUGAAACGUUGCGAGACGGGUGUUGGCCACGAGUAUCGAGGAGUUCUCCAGCAGUUGGUGGAAGAUCUGGUGGACACCGAGAGACCUGAGAUACCUGAUUUGAGACACCGGAACGAAGGCAUUAAGGAUCUGUUGAGGAGCGGACUCAACAUUCUAACGAGCAAGAAGUCCCGUACCUCAAAACAUCCCUUAGACAACUCUGUAGUGGUAAUUUUUGUCAUCGGUGGAAUAACAUCAGAGGAAUGCAAGCGUCUCCAUCGGUCAGUGAUCACUAGCGGGGUGGACAACUCUGUGCUGAUAGCUUCUACGAGGCUGGUCACCCCCGUGGAGGCUAUGAGGGAUGUGCUGGCUUUAUAGCGGUUAAGGGCUUAAAGGGCUCGUCUUUCAAUGAAACAUUACUUCAUUUAUAUUGUCGUCGGUUUAAGGGACUUAAUAAUAGAACCACUCCAUGUUUUUCCCAUGGAUGUCGUAAAGGGUGACUAAGGCUUAUAAAGUUGGGAUUCCUCUUGUAGGCGAUGGACUUUCUCACUAUUUGAAUCUCAAUUCCAUCAUCAAGCCAAACAUGUGAACGUGGCCUUUUGGUCGUUUCUAGACAAUUGGCUCUAUCUACCCCGCAUAUGUACGUGAUUAUAUGUAUGUAUGGCUAAAUAAUGGUAUUGGGAUUCAAAUAGUGAUAUGUUGCUUGCCCAUCGCGUACAAGCAUAAUCCCAAGAUUAUAUCUUUCCCUUAGUCACCAGUCAGAGGUGACUCAAGAUAUAGUGAAAUAUAUAUUUCACCCAUGCUAGUCAUUUAAGCUAUUUAGAAAGGGUAAAUAAACUAAAUUUCGUAUAAAUUAGCUUGAUCAUCUCGAUGGUCUAUAAGUAUUUUUUUUAUAAUUAUAAUAUUUCUUCAUAUAAAGUUAGUGGUGUAUGGUUAUUGAUAUUUUUUGUGUUAUAAAUAUAUGAAGAUUUUAUGAAUAUUUAAGAUGAGCGUAAAACGCAAUGCAAUUACAAUGCAAAUUAAUAAAUGUUACCUAUUUAUGUCGUGGACAA
Molecule: messenger RNA, 2832 nt
Organism: Amyelois transitella
Lineage: Eukaryota; Metazoa; Arthropoda; Insecta; Lepidoptera; Pyralidae
Product: sec1 family domain-containing protein 2
Exons: 10
Coding region: 200-2158 (652 amino acids)
Biological process (GO): vesicle-mediated transport; intracellular protein transport
Source: RefSeq, a predicted model, not a curated record